Messenger RNA from Beta vulgaris subsp. vulgaris (sugar beet), 2134 nucleotides. RefSeq lists its product as hypothetical. The transcript has 4 exons. NCBI's taxonomy places the organism in Eukaryota, Viridiplantae, Streptophyta, Magnoliopsida, Caryophyllales, Amaranthaceae. The coding region runs from base 286 to 1623 and encodes 445 amino acids. The record is from RefSeq and is a predicted model, not a curated record.
CUAAGUAGACCACACUGCAAAUGCAAACACAUUCACACACACACUCUCACUCCAACUCACACCAUACAUCCAUCUCUAUCACCGACUCCCAACUCCUUUUUUGUAAUUUUACUUCUAUCUCCCACCCUCAGCCCUCAACAACAUCAACAACAAAAAAAAAAGCACUCUUCUUUCUUCUCCUUUCCUCACCUCACCCACCCUCAUCACUCUCACUUCUUUCCACUUCCCACCAUUUUCAUUCACCUCUCAUUUUCUCUCUCCUAGUCUCCUCUUUCUUUCUAAUUCAUGGGAAGUCGUACCCAAUCUCACAAGCUCAGCAAUGGGCUCUACGUUUCGGGCCGGCCCGAUUCCCAACCCAAAGAACGCCCACCAACAAUGGCUGCUCGUGCCGUACCCUACACUGGUGGCGACAUCAAGAAAUCCGGCGAACUCGGCAAGAUGUUCGACCUCACCACCACCACUACAAACACCACCGCUACUUCCUCCUCUUCACUUUCUCUCUCCUCUCCUAGACCCCCACCUUCUCGGGCCUCCUCACAGCCCAACUCCGGAUCGGCCCGAUCCGGGCCCAACUCGGGCCAGCUCCCACCCCGCCUCAGCAACUCCGGCUCCUUCACCAAGAAAUCAUCCGGCCCACUCUCACUCCCUCCCACCGGGCUCAUCACUUCGGGCCCAAUCCGAAAGUCGGGCCAGCUGGACGGGGUGGGCCAAAUGGGUGGGCUGGCCCAGACGGGUGGUGGUGGGUCGGGGAAGAUGGUUUAUGGGUCGGCUGUUACGAACUUGGGGAGUGAAGGGGUGAAGUAUGGGUUGAGGGUUUCAAGGGCGGCAAUGUGGGUGUUUGGGAUUGUUGUGUUGAUGGCUUUGCUUGUUGGGGUUUUUCUAAUGGUUGCCGUGAAGAAACCAUUGAUAUUAGUCGUUGUCGUGGCGGUUUUGGUGCCGGCUUUCGUGGGAUUAGGGUGGAAUUAUGCUUGGGGGAGGAGGGCAAUUCUUGGGUUUGUUAAAAGCUUUCCUGAUGCUGAGCUUAGAGGUGCUGUGGAUGGACAGUUUGUCAAGGUUACUGGGGUUGUUACUUGUGGCAGUAUACCUCUUGAAUCGUCAUUUCAGAGGGUACCAAGGUGUGUGUAUGUCUCAACAGAGUUGUACGAAUACAAAGGAUGGGGCGGCAAAUCUGCUAAUACCAAACAUCGUUGCUUAUCAUGGGGAUGCAGGCAUGCAGAGAAACAUGUAGCUGAUUUUUACGUAUCAGAUUUCCAUUCUGGAUUAAGAGCCCUGGUUAAAACUGGCUAUGGAGCAAAGGCGGCACCUUUAGUGGAACCUGUAACUGUUGUUGACAUAACUAAAGAAAAACGAGACUUGUCCCCAAACUUCUUGCAGUGGCUAGCUGACCGAAGCCUUUCCAGUGAUGAACGCGUAAUGCGCCUAAAAGAAGGGUAUAUUAAAGAAGGUAGCACUGUCAGUGUAAUGGGCAUUGUUCGACGCCAUGAAAACAUCCUCAUGAUUGUACCACCUACGGAUCCCAUCUCUACAAGCUGUCAAUGGUUACGGUGUCUCCUCCCAAUGUAUGUCGAAGGCUUGAUAUUGCAUUGUGAGGAUAAUCAAAAUUCUGAAGUGAUUCCGGUCUAAUUUUUGUUUAAGUUUUUUUCUUCUUCGAGUGGAUUCCACGCGUACAUAUCUGGCAUGCAAAACUACCAAAAAAAAGGCACGGUACGCUGCCUGCUCAUCCCUCUUUGUCCAUAUCUUUUCUGCUCUCAAGUGUAUGUAAAUCGGCGUGAAGGAGACACAUAACGGGAUCAAGAGAGGAUGCAGGUGUGUGUAAUAAGUAAGGAUUUACUUUAUCGUGUUCUUGUAAACAUUCCGUGUUUAAUCGGGUCAAGCAAAUAGAGGGAAUGGAAGUUUCCCCAUCAAUACUAUGAGAAAAGGAAGCUCAGGAUUUUCCUGGUGAGCCACAGUAUAUUCUAAAUCUUUAGCUUUGUUUGGUGUACAUAAGCUACAACGAUCUGAAGAGCCCCAUUUUCUUCUUUUUCUCUUUUUGCAUUUUUGUUUGGUAAGCAAUUUGUUUCAAGGAAAUUAGAGCACUUCAACACUAGUGUUUUAUGUAUUGAUUAUAUAUAAUAAUUAAAGAUUAAUCAUGUAA